Molecule: messenger RNA, 2281 nt
Organism: Pomacea canaliculata
Lineage: Eukaryota; Metazoa; Mollusca; Gastropoda; Architaenioglossa; Ampullariidae
Product: sulfotransferase 1A3-like
Exons: 7
Coding region: 821-1492 (223 amino acids)
Biological process (GO): sulfation
Cellular component (GO): cytoplasm
Molecular function (GO): sulfotransferase activity
Source: RefSeq, a predicted model, not a curated record
AUGGCUGUCAUCGGGAGAUAAUUUUAUCAGUUCCACAACCAGGUUAUAAUGAUGCCAGGUUUGGCAGCCCUCUACUCCAUGUACACGUACGAAGACUUCAAGACCACACGAAUCACGCGUGUAGGACUAAUACGGGCACUUUCCUUUUAAAAAAAAAAAAAAAAAAUCAGGUCAAGCACAACUGUUUACAUUAUCCUUUAUCAUCAUUGGUAUUACAGUUUCGUUUGGUCUCCUCUAGAGAUAUCCUAUACGCAUUUACAGUUUUUACCCGCCCACCUCUCGCUCGUGUACGAAAAUACCACACGUCGAUGAUUUACUCCGGCCUAGAAAUACCACACAAGCACUGACUUAGCUGUCAGUGAGAUGUCAACAAAACGCAUGCGGAGGACCGCUAGUCGUUGAUCGUUGAGUUUCACCAUGCGAAUGAGGCACUCGGUUGCUAACACUUCAAUCAUAAAGGUUUUUUUCACCUGCUAACCCAUCAGGGCACAUGCUUUUGAGCAUCAGGUGCAGGAUGAAAAAAAGGUCAAUGUCAGCUUAGUGAGCAGAGUAGACCUCUCAUGCUCAGUUGCUUAAUCUGUGAUUGCUACUGCUGAUCUUUGGGUGAUUUAGGUGGCGUGAGUGUGAGUAUUGAGGAUGACCACCAAGUAUUUCACGGACAAGUCCAGGCUGCAGGCUGCGGGUGGUGGAGCUAGAAGGCCGCUUAUUUCCCGACUUCCCUCUGGAGAAUUUGAAGUCAUACCGUGACCUGCCGUUAAGAGACGAUGACAUCAUUCUUUGCGGCUAUCCGAAAUCCGGCACUCACUGGGUAUGGGAGGUGAUGAUGAUGCUGCUGAGAGGGCAAGCCGAGACGAUCACCUUCAAGAAGUCGCUCCACAUGAUCGAGUUCAACUCUGCGGCCAAUAUCGGCGAGUUUCAGUCCCCGCGCGUGCUCAACUCGCACGUUCUCUACGCCGACCUUCCGCACGAGGUUCACACGCGCCGCCUAAAGAUCGUCUUCGUCUGCCGCAACCCCAAGGACGUGGCCGUGUCCUUGUACAACCACCAUGUCAAGCUGUCGGAGUACUACGAGUACAGCGGGGAAUUCAAGGACUGGCUGGAGCUUUUCGUGGAAGGGAAAGUCGACUAUGGUUCAUGGUUCGACUAUACUAACAGCUGGGAGAACGUAAUUUACGGUGACCGCGUGAACCCUAUCCAUGUCGUCAUGUACGAAGAUAUGAAGGAGGAUCCAAGUCGUGAAACAAAACGCCUUGCUGACUUCCUUGGUGUAAGCUGCUCGUCGGAUUUGAUCUCGGCAGUGGUCACCAAGUGCGGCUUUGACCACAUGAAGGAAGACAAGAAACCUCAUCAGAACCACAGCGAGGUCAUGUUCAGAAAAGGUGUUGUGGGAGACUGGAAGAACUACUUCACCGUAGCCCAGAAUGAAGCUUUCGAUGCCAUCCUGGCAGAGAGAAUGAAAGGCAGCAAACUGCAAGUCCGAUACCAGCUGUGAAUGUAUCUGUGCCACCAAAAGGGGGGAAAUUGACGGGUACCUCGACAUAUUUUAUUAAGAUGAUAAACAAUGUAAACAAUUGUUUAUUUUAUUACAUUGGCUUGUAAAGCUUCCAGCUAUAUGUGAGAUGCAAAAUCCUGCCAAAUUUAGUGUACUGGUAGUAUCUGACCAUUGUAUACUUGGAGUCAACGCCAUUGUGCGUCAGUGUGUGUGCGUGAGCGCUUAUUCAUGAAAAAAAAAAUAGAGGUACAUGGAUAUUUGACUAAUUGUAGAUAUAUUUGAUUAAUUAGAGUAUAUUUGACAGAACUUUACACACGAGGCCAUGUUUCUGGGAUCUGUUGCGGGAUCCCCUCUCACACUUGACCCUGUGUUGUGACCGCCACACUAAUUACUGUACUCGUGACCUGUGAGCUUGACUGCAUGAAAUAAUUUUUCAUAGAUAUUGUUGUUUACACUGAUAUAUUUUCUGAUUCUAAAAUUAUCUUGAUAUAUACUUGUUAAAAGUACGAUAUCUACAUAAUACAAUUUUUGUAAGAUAUAUAUAUAUAUAUAUAAAACACUACGUUAAUUACAAUAUUGAAUGGACGUCACAUGUCACGAAACAGGAUCAGAUGCAGCUAAUAAAUCACGUUUUAUCUCCCUUGUGAGUGUCCUGCACGCCAAGCAUCCUUUCAUUUUUGUGUUUUUGCCGCCUUAAUCUUGAUAUUGAAAAAAAUAUUACCAGACUCCCUUGAUGGUUUUUAUCUCGCUGUUAUUGUAACCAUAUUUUAUUAAUGUUUUUAUGUAGAG